CAAAAGGCGGGUCAUUCCUCUCUUCCGGGUCAAUUCAACCAACCCUCGUUUGGACUUUGGACAUUUCUCUCUCUCUCUCGGGUUCGGAUCUUUCUAUCAGGUGAUCAAUUUGGAAUUCUUUUUUAUUCGAAGCUUGUCCAAUUUGAUUGGGAAGUUUAGGGUUCGGACUCGAGAAGUUUUGGGUUUUUUUUUUUUUUGGUUUCAAAAUUGUUAUGGAUGGUAAUAAAGAUGAAGCUUUAAGAUGUGUUCACAUUGCUGAAGCAGCAAUAGCUUCUGGUAACAAAGAACGUGCGUUGAAAUUCAUUAAAAUCGCGCAACGCCUUAACCAUAGUUUAUCUGUUGAUCAACUUUUGGCUGCUUGUGAAAACCUUGAUUCCGGGUCGUCCCCUGCUUCUCCUGUUGUUGAAAAGUGUGUUUCUAGUGAUAAGAAUAGAGGCGGUUCGACUAAGUUGGAUGAGGGUUUGAAUGGGGAGAGGAGUUAUACUGAGGAACAUGUUCAGUUGAUUAGGCAGAUUAAGAGGAACAAGGAUUAUUAUGCGAUUCUUGGUGUGGAAAAAACUUGUUCAGUUGACGAGGUUAGGAGAGCAUAUAGGAAGUUGUCGUUGAAAGUUCAUCCGGAUAAGAAUAAGGCUCCGGGUUCCGAGGAAGCCUUUAAGAAAGUGUGCAAGGCCUUUAAGUGUUUAAGUGAUGAUGAUUCAAGGAGGCAGUAUGAUCAAGUGGGUCUGGUUGAUGAAUUUGAGUACAAUCAGCAGCAUAAUGUGAGACAGAGGAGGAGGAGAUAUGGGAAUGAUUUGUUUGAUGAUGAAUUUGAUCCUGAUGAGAUAUUCAGGGCAUUUUUUGGUCAGGGGGAUAUGUUUAGGACGUCUCACGUUUACAGGACUAGAGGGAUGGGUGGUCAUCAGAGGGAGGAGCAUCAUGGCGGAGGACCUAAUUUCUUGGUCCUUCUUCAAAUAUUGCCAUUUUUGUUGAUUUUCUUGCUUGCUUAUCUGCCCAUUUCCGAGCCUGAGUACUCUUUGGUUAGGAAUUACUCAUAUCAGAUUCCUAAGACAACUGAGAAAUAUGGAGUGGAGUUUUACGUCAAAUCAUCAGCAUUUGAUGUGAACUUUCCACUUGGAAGUCCUGCUCGAGCUAAUUUUGAGGACAAUGUGAUUAACGAUUACAGACAUAUGCUUUGGCGCUAUUGCCACGUGGAACGCCAGAAGCGUCAUUGGAAUAAGAAUUUGCCAACUCCACACUGUAAUAAACUACAAAAUCUUGGACUGGCAUGAAGGGAACAUGACUGGAUUCUGCGAAAUCAUCAACAAGAUAUUAUGUUGAUGGGCAUGGAACCCAAAGUAGUGCAGUUGGACGAGUCAAAAUUGUGGGAUUAGUUCUACAGAUAUAGCCCAGCAAUUUUGUUAUGUCCGAGUGCAUUCUUUUGCCAUGCUGUCAUCUGCUAAGAUGGUUCUGGGUUGGUAGACUGAUUUUCAAUGUAUGCGAAGGUGAUAAUGAGGCUUGCGGACACCUUCAGGCCAUAAUGCUUCUCUUCUGAUCAUGUAAAGAAGUCUACAGUGCAGUUUGUACCAAGUAUGAUUCUUGUACGAAUAGAAGGCAAGGAUAGUUAGCACAAAUAACAUAAAUUGAACAAAGAAUGAUCUUCAAGAUUGUUACUUUUGUUGUUUCAUUCUCAUUGAGUUCCAGCGAUGUCUAUACUGCUUUUUAGAGAUCCAGAUCUUGGAUCCUCCAUAUGAUUAUGUUAGAAAUAUGCAAAAGUCAUUGAAUUGUUCUUUGUUCUUCUGCUA
Messenger RNA from Theobroma umbraticum, 1781 nucleotides. RefSeq names its product DnaJ heat shock amino-terminal domain protein (DUF1977). Gene Ontology annotation, biological process: cellular response to misfolded protein. Gene Ontology annotation, molecular function: Hsp70 protein binding. NCBI's taxonomy places the organism in Eukaryota, Viridiplantae, Streptophyta, Magnoliopsida, Malvales, Malvaceae. The record is from RefSeq and is a predicted model, not a curated record. Gene Ontology annotation, cellular component: endoplasmic reticulum membrane.